AAUAUGGCAACCGUGGUGAAGUCUGCAUGAGCCCGUGUCUCAAAAAAAAUGUUUUGAAUUUGUUGAGUCAGACGUGACGAGUCGUCGACAAUUUCAUUCUAGGUCAGUAAUGUGAAUUCUAACCUUUAUUAUUGUGUAUUAUCUCGCGUUCGUGUUAAAAUACGAGUUGAAAUUAAAAUCGCGUUUUUCCCUGUAAAAAAAAAAAUUAUAGGGACAUUUAUUUGGUAAAGGUGGUGUCUGGUGUAAAGUACCAGCCACGAAGUUUUUGGUGCACAUAGGCACACGUAGGCUAGUAGACUAGAGAGUUGGCUCUUACAUAUUUAAAAAGGGAUUCGAGAUCCAGCGAGGUGAACUCCUGGAGCGGCGGCGCCUUCAACGAUGGGUAAACAGAACAGCAAACUCAAGCCAGAAGUGCUGGAAGAUCUUAAACAAAACACCGAGUUUUCAGAUGCGGAGAUACAGGAAUGGUACAAAGGAUUCCUGAAAGAUUGUCCAAGUGGACACUUGAGUGUUGAGGAAUUCAAGAAAAUAUAUGGAAAUUUUUUCCCUUACGGUGAUGCAUCGAAGUUUGCAGAACAUGUCUUUAGGACGUUUGACGCUAAUGGCGAUGGUACCAUUGAUUUCCGGGAGUUCCUUUGCGCCCUUAGCGUUACUUCACGGGGAAAAUUAGAACAAAAACUGAAGUGGGCCUUCAGUAUGUACGAUCUUGAUGGCAAUGGAUAUAUUUCACGUCAAGAAAUGUUGGAAAUCGUCACGGCGAUCUACAAAAUGGUUGGUACUGUGAUGAAAAUGCCCGAGGAUGAAUCGACGCCUGAGAAAAGGACGGAUAAAAUCUUUCGGCAAAUGGACAAGAAUAAGGAUGGAAAAUUGUCAUUGGAAGAAUUUAUUGAAGGCGCAAAAAGCGAUCCCUCUAUAGUGCGACUGUUGCAGUGUGACCCUAGUGCACAAGCCCAGUGAGACCCUGGGCAACCGAAUGUUAUGCCAUGAGCGAUUCCACAUCGAUAUUCGGUUUAAUGAUGCUUAUUUUCAUCCCAAGAAAUUCCCGACGUGUCUGCAUAAGAAUUUUGAUUAUCUAGCUCUAGUCCUCCAGUGUGCGCCACAACGAUCAAAAAAAAAAAAAAAAUGAGAGACAAAGAUCUCAAGAACGUUGUUGAUCUGCAUUUCGUUUUUUUUUUUUUUUAAAUCAAAAAAUAUAAUUUUCAAAUCAGCUCUAAAAAAAUCUAAAAAUCUCUCUAAAUCUAAAAUCAGCUCAAUCUAUUUGAAAUGUAGAUUAAUUUUUUCUCAAUUGGAAAAAAAUUGCCCCGUUAUAAUAAUGAAAAAAAAAAUUAAUUGAAUAGAUAAAUAAUUUUGGUGAUAUUGCAAUUCUUUAUCCUCAAGAUGAGAUGGAGAUGGUUUUCUAAAAUGCAAUUUAAUGGAUUGAAAAUGGCUGUGAGAUAAUCACUAUCCAUAGUUAAAGGUUCAUUAAAAUCGCGUCGUCAAUUUGAUCAACAAGGUUCUUGUAAUUGAAGUUUUCAUUAUAAAUACAAACUUCGUAUAAAAAGACUGCCAGGUCGAUUUCGAAUUUUUCUUUUUCCCCCAAAAAAAAAUUGUGUUUCAAAUUAUUCACUUAAUAAAAAAAAAAAAAUCUGGAUUGCUAGAAAUUCUUCUGGAAACACUCAAAAUUUCUGGAUCAAGACAAAAAAAAAUUCCAUCGAACCGGAAAUCGAUUGGUGUCCAGGGCCACUGGGCCCAAGGCGCUUGCGCAGACCGCAACUCCGUCUCUUAUUUUAAUGAAAAAAAAAAAGAAAAGAAACUCAGUGAAUUUCAUUUGGAUCUGACUCGAUACUGCGUAACACGAUAUUUUUUUUUUGUAAUCCAAUUAAUUAAUUUUGCUGAUCUAAAGUAGUCGCGUCUUAUUAUUAUUCUUCUUUUUUUUUGUAUUGGCGCUUAGUGGGGCGUCUUAUUCGCCUGAUACUUCUAACACCGUUCUUUUAUUAAUAGUCUGUGAUACAUUUACAACGAUGUUAAAUUUAGUUCUGUGUCGCAAAUUCGUGUACUUUGUAUCGAACUUUAUAUUGUAUUUGCGCUCAACACGCGACUACUCUUGACGGUCGGCUUUUUUUUUUUUUUUUUUUUUAUUUAUUUUUUUUUACAAUUCGUGUUGAAUCAAAAACUUGAUAUCACGCGAGAAGAAUAAUUGAUUGAUGUAAUUACAGUAAAUAACACUUUUUCUCUUUUAUUAUUAUAUAGAAAAAGGAAAAUAGUUCUGUAAAUUUUAAGAAUUUCGAUUUAAUUUUCUACUGGAUUAUCAAAUAAAUUUGAUUACAAUUAUUUUGAAAAAGAGUAAAUUUUUUUUUCAAAUUAAAAUUAAUUUUCUCUUGAAUUAAUAAUAAAAAUUAUUUUUUAUUUGAUAGGACAGUGAAGAAAUUUAAAUAUACUUUUAAUUGUUUCAAUAUUUACAUUUUAAAGCUCCUUUCACUUUAUUAUCUUUUUUUUUUGAUAAAAAAAAUAUCAUCUUUGAUGGAAGUGAUAUUUUUAUUUACAAGCAAAAAAAAAAACAUGAAUUUCCCAUAAAAAUAAUUAAUUAGAAUUUUUAUUAUUAAAUAUUUUAUUAGAAAUAAACGAAUUUUCGAAUUAAAAUUUGACAGAUUUUCUAUUUAUACGAAUUUUUAAAUUUCAAAAUUUUUGUUUAACGAAAUUUUCUUUUGGGAAAAUUUUCAUUUUACUUUCAUUUUAUUUACAUUUUUAUUUAAAAGAAUUUUAAUUUAAGCGAAUUUUUAUUCAACAAAAUUGUCAUUCAAUUGAAUUUUAUGUGAUUUGAAUUUUUAAAGCGAUAAAUUUUCAUUUCACCGAAAUUACAAAUGUCCGAAUUGAUUUCGGCGCAAUUUUUGAAAUGGACCAAUUAGAAAUUAUCAUGAAAAAAAAGUUGAUUGGUCAAUUUUAAAAAUUGCGCCAAAAUCUUUCUGUCGAUUGUUUGUUCGGCCAUUUGUAGAUUCGGACAAAUGAAAAUUCGGUGUCUUAAAAAUUUUAUUAAUUAAAAAUUCAUACAAAUAAAAAUUCAGACAAAUUAAAAUUCGGUGUAUUUGAAUUUCUGUCAUUUAAAAUUUCGAAUCACAUAAAAUUCGAUUGAAGGAAAAUUCUGUUAAAUUAAUCAAUUCGGUAGUUAAAAAUUUGUAUAAAAAGAAAAUCUAUCAAAUUUUAAUUUGAAAAUUCGUCUUAAAAAAUUAUUAUUUUUAAUAAAAAAUAUUUUAAAAUAACAAUUCUAAUUGAUUUUUAUGUGAAAUUCAUGCGCUUCAAAAAAAAAAACUUUUUUCUAAACUUUUUUUUAAUUCUCUCACUUAUUUUGUUUAUAGCAAUCUAAAAUUCUUCAUCGCGUGAAAUUCAAAAAUUAAUUUUCGAAACUAAAAAAAUCGAAAUUUUGUUCGAUUUUCUAGUUUCAAAUUCGUUUUACGCAGAUCGUGAUUCUUGUUCUUCAAGCGAAUAUUAAAAAAAACAACUCCGAAUAUUCGAAGGCCAGUUAAAUUAACAAACUAAAAAAAAAAGUAAAUAAAUAAAAAUCGAUUUUUAUUCAGCCGCUUUAAGAAUCUCGAAUAAAUUAAUGUCUUUAAUCAAACUUACAUUUAGUGAAACUCGUACGCUUUUUAAAAUGUUGCCGACUUUUCUCCGAUGAUGCGAGAUCCAAGUUUUCAAAUAAUAAAAAAGUUUCAUCCGAUAAUUGAAAAAUACUCGAAAGUUAACAAAAUAAAAAAAAAAAUUAUACUUUUGAGUUUUUAAAAUAUCGGUCUUUUUUUAAAUUACUUUUAUUGGAAUUUUUUUUUUUAUUGUAUAAGAAUCAUUUUGUGAAAAUUUUCUUUUUUGAGAUUAAAAUUCAAAUUGCCAAAGAAGUAAUUACAUAUAUAUUUAUAUCCUUUUUGAGAAUUAGUUUUUUUUUUGACGAUGAAAGAAAUAUUCAGAGAGUGUAGAUAUAUAUUUUGGUUUGCAUCAUCGAAAUGUAAUUUAAUGACUCGUGUCGAACUCUCGCGAGUUAAAAAGUGAAUAAGUAGAGAAAAAAAAAACUGACCUUCGACUUUUCAGUGACAUUGACACAAGGAGGUUUAAAAAAGAAGCUCGUUCGUGGUAAUCGAUGAUCCGCGAUUUUUUAGAGAUUUAUUUUUCGCGAAUGACUGUAAUUUUUGAAAACUCUAGUUUAUGUGCGUGAUUGCGGAGAAAAUGAAUGUGUGACUUCGCCAGAAUGCAAUAGCGAAUCUAUAACGAUGACACGUAUUUGUGUCAUAUAUGAAAUUAUAAUAUAAAGAAUAAGAAAAAAAAAAAGAAAAUAACAAAGGAAACUAGGGUGCAAAGUUGUGUAACUUGAACAGGUUUUUGUGUGUAAACUGUAAAAGAAACUGCAUCGCAACAUGGAAAAAGAUGAUUAAAAAAAAAGUUUCGACGACGAUGAUUCAUUGAUUUAUUAAAAAAAAAAAAAUUAGCGAAGAAUCUAGGUUUUUAUUUUGCGUGUGAUAAUAUCCUGUUUUGCUUUCAUAGAUUUCUUUCUUUGAAUAUUUAAAAAAAAAAAUCAAUUUUAAAGAACAAGAAAGAAUUUUUAAUU
Messenger RNA from Leptopilina boulardi, 4567 nucleotides. RefSeq names its product neurocalcin homolog (gene Nca). The transcript has 5 exons. NCBI's taxonomy places the organism in Eukaryota, Metazoa, Arthropoda, Insecta, Hymenoptera, Figitidae. Bases 379 to 957 code for a protein of 192 amino acids. Gene Ontology annotation, molecular function: calcium ion binding. The record is from RefSeq and is a predicted model, not a curated record.